AUGAGGGAUCUGGGCGAUGCCUUGUGUGUGUUGGAAAGUAGGAGCACUGCAUUAGAAGGCAUAAUAGAUGGCGAUGCCAGCACAAGGACCCAAUUGCUAGGCAACGCUAGCAAGGCGCUAGGCAGUGCCAGCAUGUUGGUCGAUGUUGAGCUUCGGUCAAGCAGGCCUAGUAUGCAGGUGACACUAGGAAACAGUUGGGAUUGGGGUGACGCUAGGAGAGGAAAAGGAGAGAAGGGCGACACCAGGCGAUGGGUGACGCCAGCCAGGCACAGGGCGAUGACGGUCGCAAGCCAGACGACGCAAGCGGGCUGGGCGCGAGAACUUGUGAAGUUGAG
Messenger RNA from Ilex paraguariensis (yerba mate), 335 nucleotides. The record is from the annotation of a GenBank genome assembly. Lineage: Eukaryota; Viridiplantae; Streptophyta; Magnoliopsida; Aquifoliales; Aquifoliaceae.